Andrographis paniculata is the source of this 2380-nucleotide messenger RNA. Its product is annotated as ATPase family AAA domain-containing protein At1g05910-like. Gene Ontology annotation, cellular component: nucleus. The record is from RefSeq and is a predicted model, not a curated record. Bases 85 to 2322 code for a protein of 745 amino acids. Gene Ontology annotation, molecular function: ATP binding; chromatin binding; histone binding. NCBI's taxonomy places the organism in Eukaryota, Viridiplantae, Streptophyta, Magnoliopsida, Lamiales, Acanthaceae. Gene Ontology annotation, biological process: positive regulation of transcription by RNA polymerase II. The transcript has 6 exons.
ACCGAUUAGCCCUACGUCUUCUCUGUUUCAUAGUCUUUAAUUAAUUCUCUCUCCGUCGUCCCAGUGAUACAACAUCUUAGAGAAAUGAAAGUGCCGGCGGCGAGAAGAGGAGUUGAGAAGAAGGCGUAUGCAAGACCGAUACAUGAAGCCAUGUGCUAUCCAUUUUCGCAUUAUAAUUUAGCAAAAAAAUUAAUGUGGCGUGAUGGAAGUCGCUGGGAAACCAAGAGUCCGGCUUUACACAUGCUACAAUUGUUUCGGCAAAGAAAAUCAACAAAACUACAGUUUGCUGAUACGAAGAGCAAGCAAUCGAACGAGGAGGAUGUAGAGACUAAAGGAGACGAUACUUGUUGCAAGGGAGUGGAAGAGAUCAAUGACAUUGGCACCCCUACCCCUACCCCUACCCCUGCAGCUAACAUCAAUGGUAGACAGAGAUACAAUCUCAGGAGCGGGAGAACUCAUAAUAAAGAUGCUUUUAAGAGGAAAUCAUCAUCCGCUAAAAAGGGUUCACGAAAGGAGGGCAAGAAGAAAACUGUUUUGAAUAACGUCGUCGAUUCCGGGGAUGAUGGAACUAUGACUUGUUGUCAUAAUGUCCAACCCGUUAAUAUUGACGAAGCCGCCGCCAUAAGUUUUGAUGAUAUCGGUGGCUUGUCUCGGUGUGUAGAGGCGUUGAAGGAAAUGGUAUUUAUACCAUUAUUGUAUCCGACAUUUUUUACAAGUUUCCACAUUACUCCACCAAAAGGAGUUUUGUUGUGCGGUCCUCCUGGCACGGGAAAGACUUUGAUUGCGAGGUCAUUAGCGUCCGUUGCAUCCAAGGUAGCGGGGCAAAAGGUGCACUUCUAUAUGCGCAACGGCGCUGAUGUGCUGAGUAAAUGGGUCGGGGAAGCUGAAAAACAUUUGAAAUUGUUGUUCGAAGAAGCUCAAAGGAAUCAGCCUUGCAUCAUUUUUUUUGAUGAAAUUGAUGGACUUGCUCCAGCAAGGUCUGACAAACAGGAACAAAGUUACAAUUCUAUUGUCUCAACUUUACUCGCAUUAAUGGAUGGUCUAGAGUCAAGGGGGCAAGUAAUUUUAAUUGGAGCUACCAACAGAGUAGAUGAUAUUGAUGGAGCUUUGAGGCGUCCGGGGAGAUUCGACCGCGAGUUUUACAUCCCUCUGCCAAGUUGUGAAGGGCGUUGUGAGAUAUUGGACAUACAUACAAGAAAUUGGAAACAACCUCCUUCAAAGGAGUUAAGGUUGGAGCUUGCGGGGAGUUGCAUGGGAUACUGCGGUGCUGAUUUGAAGGCGUUAUGUACGGAGGCUGCCAUGCGUGCUUUUCGUGAAAAAUACCCUCAGGCUUAUGAUAUAAAGGGCAAAGCAUGUUCAAUUGAUGCGGAUUCCGUCCAUGUUGGAAAAUCCCAUUUUUUGGAGGCCAUGUCAGAAAUUAGACCGGCCAGUCAUCGAAGCGCCAAAGAUGUCGACUCUAGGCCAUUAUCAUCUAUUGUGUCUCCGUGUUUGAAGAGGCAGUUGAAGAGGUGUAUGGAUGUCGUUCUCGACAUCUUUCCCUUUUUAGUUGAGGCAAUUCCGGCUCCUCCAAUUUAUCGGCCUAAGCUACUCUUGGUCGGUGACGAUGUGGCAGCGCUGGAGCAUAUAUCCCUUGCUAUAUUGCAUCAAGUAGAGAGAUUUCCAGUGCACUCUCUGGCACUAGAAUCAUUGCUCUCUCAAGUGUCAAGCAGGGCCACACCGCAGGGGAAAAUGGAACAGGUUUUCAUUCAAGCUAAGAGAACAACACCGUCAGUAAUUUAUUUGCCCCGCCUUCACCAUUGGUGGGAAAAUGCUGAUGAUCAACUUCGGAUCCUACUGUGCUUGUUGGUGGAGAAACUGCCAUCGGAUAUGCCAAUACUAGUUUUGGGAACGUCAUCAAUCCCGCCUCUGCAGAUAUGCGAUCAACUCACUUCAAUAUUCUCUCAAGAUUUUGAUGUGCUGCAUCUAACUUCGUUAUCGGGUGAAGACAUAAGUUCAUUUUUGGACCAUACCAUAGAAGCGGCGUUACAAUUACAAGUUCAAGUUCAAGUUGCCGAUGAUGAUGAUGAUGAUGAGGACGAGAGUAGAGGGAAUUGCAGCAGCAUUCCGAGGAUCAAAGAGAUGCUUAUGGAACGUAUUAGAGCUUCGUCAUCGUCGUCGUCGUCGUGUUACGGAAUUUCAGAGCUUGAAAGACUUUACGCGCGCAUUUUGGGAGGAUUGUUCCGUCGCCCUCGCCCUCGCCCUCUCACCCGACAAAUGAUUUUGAGUUACUUGUUUCAUUUUGCUUCUCAACCCUCUAACUUGUACCUAAAUAUGAAUUACUGAUUGCUUCUUUGUAAGCUAGUCAGUCAAUAUUCAAACAUCAUUGCCAUUGCCACUUUAC